Molecule: messenger RNA, 1104 nt
Organism: Mesitornis unicolor (brown roatelo)
Lineage: Eukaryota; Metazoa; Chordata; Aves; Mesitornithiformes; Mesitornithidae
Gene: MPZL1
Product: myelin protein zero-like 1
Exons: 6
Coding region: 76-753 (225 amino acids)
Cellular component (GO): focal adhesion; cell surface; membrane
Source: RefSeq, a predicted model, not a curated record
CUCACGGUAAAGGCCUCUUCCACAGGGGUGAUUUCAGAGCGGUUAUCAGCCGUAGAGGUCAACACACCGGAGGAGAUGUUUGUGGAGAAUGGGACAGACGCAAAGCUUCCAUGCACGUUUACAUCUGUGGAAGUGAUCAGCAGCGCAGCAUCUGUUUCUUGGAGUUUUCAACCAGAGGGAGUUGCAACUCGUAUCUCAUUUUUCUAUUACUUUAAUGGAAAGCCAUACCCUGGAAAGGAUAUACCAUUUAAAGACAGGAUCACGUGGGCUGGAGACCUUAACAAGAAAGAUGCUUCUAUCAGUAUAUCAAACAUGCAGUUCCGGGACAACGGCACUUACAUUUGCGAUGUCAAGAACCCACCCGACAUUGUUGUCAAACCAGGAGAAAUUCGAGUGAGAGUUGUGGAGAAAGACAGCCUGCCUGCGUUCCCCAUUGCCAUGGUGGCAGGGAUAGUCAUCGGUACGGUUACAGGUCUCUCACCGCUCAUCUCUAUUGUCGUGUGUCUUGUCAUCAGAAAGAACAACUCUAAAAAACGAUACUCUGGCUGCAGUACCUCUGAGAGCUUGAUGGCACCGGUUAAGCAGGCUCCGCAGAAGUCGCCCUCCGACACAGAGGGUCUGGUAAAGAGCGUGCCCGCCAGAUCGCACCAGGGCCCAGUCAUUUACGCGCAGUUAGAUCACUCUGGAGGACAGCACAGCGACAAGAUUAACAAGUCAGAGUCUGUGGUCUAUGCUGAUAUUCGGAAGAACUGAGACGAGAUCCUAAGCUAUCCAAAGGAAAAAACACGUUCAGACUGGAAUUGCUUGAGCAAGAUUUGACCCAGAGAACUCACAUGUGGCCUUUGAUGCCCUAGGCUAGGACCAAUGCAUGUGCAUACAGAGGGAAAGAUAUAUAUGUAUUGUGUGUAAAUAGUCUAUUUAAUCGUACAGAAGUGAGACCAAUGUUGCAUGUUGAAAUGCGGUAAGAAUUUUGCUUAUAAAUCGCCAAUAUUCUUUUUAGUAUCUUGUGUGACGAGAGAGAAAGUGAAAACUCGCAUCACAAUUUUAAAAUAUUUUUAUCUUGAUUAUUAAUGGAGAAACUGGAAGAUGCCUGAAGAUUCAAGA